Messenger RNA from Lactuca virosa, 1814 nucleotides. The record is from the annotation of a GenBank genome assembly. Lineage: Eukaryota; Viridiplantae; Streptophyta; Magnoliopsida; Asterales; Asteraceae.
CGCAGCUAUCUGUUAGACAAGAACAAAAAAAAAAACGUUAACAGCUCUCUCUCUCUGGUGGCCGACGAACUCUUCCCCCUGGUGGCGGCGCUCCUUCCUCCUGCACUUUUCCGUCGUCGACGGCACUGCCAUUGCCGGUGCUUCUUCCCCGCUGCAUUUUCCCGUCGCCGAGCCAACAAAGGUAAACCCUAGUUUUUUUUUCUUUUUUGUUUCUUUUUAAAAAUUACUUUGUUUUAGGUUUAAUUUUGUUGAAUGUGAGCUGGUAAGGUUGAUUUUUUUGUUGAAUAUGAGGUUUUAGGUUGAUUUUUUUGUUGAAUGUGAUGUUUUAGGCUGAUUUUGGUGUUUAAGAUUUGUUAAAAUUACUUCCUCCUGCACUUUGUUGAAUGUGUGGUUAUAGAUUUGUUAAAUAUGAAAUAUAGGUUGAAUUUGAGGUUUUAGAUUUGUUAAAUAUGAUAUAUAUGUUAUAUAAAAAAUGUUAAGUUAAUUUGUUAAAUUUGUUAAAAAUGUUAGUUAAAUGUUUAUAUAUGGAUUUUUAGUUAAUUUAAAAUGCAUAUUAUGAUAUUGAUCAUUUGUUGAAAUGUUAUGUAUCGUUAGUUAUACAUAUUAGAUUAAAUGGGAUGUUACACUAUUAUAUUGAAAUGUUAGGAUUCUAAUUAACAUUUUUAAAUCGAAAUGUAGUUUUAGAUCAAAAUGUUGUCUAAUAGAGAAUGGAUGUACACGAAGCGACUUGAUAGUCGUCGUUUGUGUGUUUAAUCCGCAAUGGCCACAUUAUGUCAAUUUGUUUUUGGAUUUUGCUUACACGAACGCAACAAACAUCCAACGUAUUAUUAGGGAAGGGGUGGAAGUUUUUGAAAUUAGAUGUCCGUGUGUGAAAUGCAAAAAUAUUUAUUACCACCCGAGAGAAUUAGUUUUUAACCAUCUUAUUGCCCGGUUCAUCCGUGGGCCCAGUUCAGUGAUAUUCCAAAUGAGGCUCUUAUACAGAUGUUUUCGCGUUUCGGGACCAAGUACAGGUGGCAUUCACAAGAGAAUGAGAACAUAUUUGAUGCAUUCAAGUGUGUCCUCAAGGAUAGAUACAGAGAUAGGAUGAAAGCUACUAUGAUGGGAUGCAUAACUACCGCCCCGAACGCGUAUCGGAGACUGUGUGGCAAUGUUUGUGUGAUCAUUGGUCCACAGAGAAGUGGCAAAAGAAUUCAAAAAUCGCUCAGCAGAAUCGCAACACCGCAGAUUCUAGUGGGUCAACAGCAAGACACACUGCACCAGCAGGAAUUAGUGGGUACUGCGGGUAGUAUAGGAUUUGACCAGCACCGUAGGAAAUUAGAAAAAUUGAUGGAAGCACAAGAGGCGUAUAUGCAUGGGUUGGUCAACAAAUUUGGUGAAGAUCCUUCAAAUCGUAAGGAUGAUGUAGAUGUAUGGGAGGAAAGCCAACUUAGAAGAAAAGGAAAGAAGAAGGGUGCUAUCUAUGGGAUAGGAGCAUCAGAUAUACAUUUUUUGGUUUUAGGGACUCCAUCUUCCCAAUCCACCCCGUCCACCCAGUCGGAUAGCACGCAACAAGAGGUUGAUAGGUUGCGUGCGCAAGUUUCGGAACAACAACAACAAAUGAAAGAACAAAUGGAGAUGGUUAUGAGGAUGAUAAAUAUGUCUGGAAAUCAACCCCCGUGGUCCCCCGAUAAUCCACCCGAGGACAAUUGAUAAGUAUUUUUGGAACAAUUGAUAAGUAUUUUGGAACAAUUGAAUUUGUAAACACUUGUAUUGUUUGCUUGUUUUGUUAUGCUUAAUUUGUAUGGUACUUGAGACAUUUGUAUGGUAUUUAAGAC